Molecule: messenger RNA, 2741 nt
Organism: Xenia sp. Carnegie-2017
Lineage: Eukaryota; Metazoa; Cnidaria; Anthozoa; Malacalcyonacea; Xeniidae
Product: exonuclease 3'-5' domain-containing protein 2-like
Exons: 4
Coding region: 94-2310 (738 amino acids)
Biological process (GO): nucleobase-containing compound metabolic process
Cellular component (GO): cytoplasm; nucleus
Molecular function (GO): nucleic acid binding; 3'-5' exonuclease activity
Source: RefSeq, a predicted model, not a curated record
UAUAAACACGGAUUAACCUGCUUCCACUCAUUGGUGGUUCAUUUCCACCGUGCACGUGUUUUGUGUCAUUUAUUACAGAUUGAUUCUAGCAAAAUGAGUGAUAGCAUAAGGCUAAGUUCAAAUAUAUUUGUGUUCAAGGAUGAAGAUGCUUGCAAUGAAAAAUUUUUGCAAGAGCUUGACAAAUGUUCAUAUGAAAAAGUCGUGUUUGGUUUGGAUUGUGAAUGGGUUAAUCAGGAAAAGCAAGGUAAAAAGGAAGGACUUGAGCACCCUGUAGCUUUGCUACAAAUAGCUUUUCCCAAUAAAACAUGUUUUCUUGUGCGUUUAUGUAAAAUGCACGGUAAAAUCCCACAUAAAGUGAAGGAUGUUCUGGAGGAUAGUCACAUUUUAAAGACUGGUGUUGGCAUUUCGGAUGACGUGAAGAAGUUGAACUCUUGUUAUAGUUUGGUGAUACAAGGAUUUGUGGAUUUAAGGCAUGUUGCCAUACGAUGCCGGGCAUACAUUGAACAUGGUGUUUCUGAUCAAGGAAAUAGGAAUAACAUGAGUUUAUCGGCUCUGUCGCAACAAAUACUUGGGCUGACCAUGGAUAAGGAUUGGAAGAUUCGUUGCAGUAACUGGGAAUCAGAAUUGCUUUCCGAACGUCAGAUACACUAUGCUGCGAACGAUGCCGUUGUGGCAGUGGAAAUUUUCUUUAAAUUGAUGGCGUCUAAAAUAAACGAACGAAAAAAUAGGAUCGAAGCUGUGGAAGAUGAUAGCAGCUCUUCAGAUCUUGAAACUGCUACAACAAAGAACGCUGGUGGUGAUAUAAGAGAUAGUAACGACGGUCAAAGUUUUUCGGCUUUUCAAAUUCAAAAUUCUGCGAGUGUGAAAAGUAAAGAAGUUAAAAUUUCUGGAAAAACAGAAACUUGUCAUGAUGAAGGCGUCGAUCAAUUGUGUUGCAGCGAUUUAAAGUCUUUAAAAAACAAUCGCAUUGCCUCAAGUCAAACUGAGUUUGUGACUGCUGAAGAUACGUUUGAAAAUCAAGUAUCUACUUUUGUUGAACGGAAUAAUUCACCUGUGAUUGUAAGUAAGGCUAAUAAAAAUUCUCACCAGUCUUUACCAUCCACCUCGGAUAGCGAUGGUACAUCUUCGAAUACUUUGGAACAUUCAAGUGCUAAUGACGGAAAAAUAACUACAUUUGCGUCGAAUAUAAAAUCAACAUUGGGAUCAAUGCUUUCUACAUCUAAAGUUACAGAAAUGCAUUCCAAUGAAAAACAACCUGGAAGAAACUAUGAGCAAUACGAUAGUUUUAAAGAUUUACAUGUCAAUGAAGAAUUGUUGAGGUCUGCGGAGUUUUGGACCUGCUUGGCCCCGCUGUGUCGCGGCAUUGUCAACGUUCCGUAUAAGGCGAAAGCAAAACACAACGGGAGACGUGAAGGAGAGAAAAGUGAUAAAGAAAAGACUGGCGUAUCGUCGCGUCGUGCAGAAAAGAAGUCGGGGUUACAGCCGCGUCGAGCUCCUCUGUAUCAGAAUUGUGUCAUUGAAGCUCCUGAUGGUGAAAUGUUGAGCACGUGUGACAAAAAGAAAACCAAAUGGUACAUCAACAAAGGACUGGCGAACGUCGUUAAAAAUGAACCAUACACGGUUCGACUAAAAUUCGAACCAUCUGGACGUCCAUUUAACCCAGAACACAACUAUUACCUCACGUUUAAAAAGAACGUAUGUGUUGUUUGUGGCCGAGACGAUUCCUACAUGAGGAAAAACAUCAUUCCUCAUGAUUAUAGGAAACAUUUUCCCGUGUGCAUGAAAGAACACCAUUCUCACGACGUGCUCUUACUCUGUCCGUCGUGUCACAUGAUCUCCACUUAUCACGACGACGUGUUACGGAAAUCUUUGGCUCAGAAAUAUCAAGCGCCAUUAGGUAACCAAGCAUCGGCGCAAGUAGCAAGAUUAGUUGAAGAUCCAGAGUUGAAGAAAGUAAAAUGCGCGGCGAAAGCCAUUCUAAACGCAGGCGAUAAAAUUCCAGAAGGAAGAAGAAGAGAGCUGCUUUCAACAGUCCAGGAAUACUUCAAAACUGUGAGUCCAACGCGUGAAAUGAUGCUUGAUGCGUCUAAACUCGAAACACGACGAGAAAAUUGCAAUUUCGUUUCGCAUGGCCGCGAGGUCGUGCGGAGAGUGAAAGAAAUGGGCGAGCUGCUAGCUUUUGAAAAAAUGUGGCGUGAACAUUUUGUGGAGAGCAUGAAGCCAAAAUAUUUGCCGCCAUUGUGGACGGUAGACCACGAACAAGAGAAAGUUCGCAAACUACUUCAAAACGGAUUAGCGUCGUUUGAGUGAUUAGUCUCUUAAAUUUUUACGUCAGAUUUGACCACUGAAUAGCUCAUCGAAUACGUGUACCUGGAAGAGAUUUACCUGGGGGGGAGGAGUGCCAAUUUCAUAGUGUUGGGGAGAAGGGAUGAUGUAGGCUUGCCAAUUUCUUCUGAAAAAUAUUUAUAUACGAAGAAAUUAAGCCAAAGCAAUUGUUUGUGUUCAAAACAUUCUAUAAAAAUACUCCCCAAGUCCCAAGCAUGGUAAGAAAAACUAAUAUAACUGUUCGGAAAGAUGCACAUAGUAGCCACCGAAAUCCAAUCCGAACUAGAAUGCACCUUCCCCCACUCUAGAUCCUGCCCUGAUGUGGACAAGGGCUCAAUGGGUUCUGUGACAACCAAACACAUCCUAACCUCCAACUGUAAAUAAUUCAAAUUUUGCAAAUAUGUUCUAUCCAGUUA